AUGGAAGGUUAUGCAAAAUUGGCUUCCUUGAUGGGAGCCAAUCCUGAAGUGGCUAUUCUUCGUCGGUUUGGAGCGAUGAACGCUCAAAAUCUACUAUAUUUUCAAGCGGAACUAGUAGCGUUGGAAGAUGACCUUCGAUAUUAUGCUGACCAAGACUCUGCAUCGGAUGACCUCGAUCGAAAACUUUAUUCAGAGUGCUGGGACUAUCUCAGCAAAUCGGACGAUAAGAGUAGUGGUAGUGACGAAAGAGCCGGACAACAAUGGCGGACAAUGCUCAGGAUACGUGAAAAACUGAAAGAGUAUAACGAAGCGCUUCUGCACCAGACGGCGCUCGCAGGUCUUCAGAAGCCCAACCCCAGAGAUCUCUCCUUUCUCCAGCAAUGGAUGGAAUCUGUCUCAAUGGGCAAUGUGCGUCUGGUGGGCCAAGACAGUGAUGUCUGGUCAAAGCCGGAUAAAUCAGACCUCAUCGCUCUACAAGCUCGGCACGCCGACGAUCCUCUUACGGCCUGGGUAACUAAUACAGGGGUGCACUGGUGGCAUCAGGUUGUUGGGAAAUAUCUGAGGCAACCAGAAGCCACGAAUUGGUCCGCCAAUACAGUCUCCUACUCACAAACUGGGCUCUCCCGCCUCCCGUCCCUCGUCGGUGUAGUUCUAGCUUCUCUACUCCCGAUCGCCUCCAUCGUUGUCCUGUACACAAUCAGCUCUGAUCUAGUACGCUUGAUCGUGAUUGGACUUUUCACGGCUGGCUUCUCAACUAGUCUGAAAUUGGUGACGAAUGCGAGACUAGUUGACGUGUUCACUGCUACUGCCGCCUUCACUGCUGUUCAGGUGGUUUUUGUGGGAACGAAUGGGAGUGCAGGUGGAAACAAUCAUUGA
This is a messenger RNA of Letharia columbiana, 876 nucleotides long. RefSeq lists its product as uncharacterized. The record is from RefSeq and is a predicted model, not a curated record. The transcript is spliced from 4 exons. Bases 1 to 876 code for a protein of 291 amino acids. NCBI's taxonomy places the organism in Eukaryota, Fungi, Ascomycota, Lecanoromycetes, Lecanorales, Parmeliaceae.